AUGAGUUCUCAUUCUUUCGGUGCUUUCAUUGAUAUCGAGCAAUCCUCAAGCAAGGACGUAGCUCCUACAGCUCCUGCUGCCCCCGCCAAAGCAUUCCCUCGAGUCUACCACUCUAUUCCGGAUCCCAUCGAGCUCGAAAAUCUACAAUGUGGUAGCAGGCUUCAUGGCACCUCCCAGCCUGGUUCUGGGACCCAAACACCAAGAGAGCCGAACGACCUGGAGAUGAGUGGUCCGCCAACUCCAGUCAAUGAGCAUGAGGUGGACGCGCUGCAGAGCUUCUCCUACCCGCCAAUGAACAGAUUUCGAAUGCUGUCUGUCUGUCUGCUUAACUUUGGGAAUGGCUUGUCUGACUCAGCACCCGGAGCUUUAAUUCCUUACAUGGAAACACAUUACAAUAUCGGAUAUGCUGUCGUUUCUCUCAUCUUCGUCACAAAUGCCAUCGGCUUCAUCUCAGCUGCAUUUUUUGUCGAUGUCCUUCGAGCCCGCCUUGGACGAGCCAGGACCCUCAUUGUUGCGCAGACUUUUAUGAUUUGCGGAUACAUCCCGAUUGUUUGCACACCACCGUGGCCCGUGGUCGUCGUUUGCUUCUUUCUUCUGGGAUUCGGAAUGGCAAUAAAUCUGGCUAUGGGAAAUGUAUUUGCCGCUAACCUACACAAUGGCACUAAGAUGCUGGGAGCAAUGCAUGGAUCAUACGGAGUUGGAGGGAUAAUUGGUCCGUUAAUAGCUACGGCUUUGGUCACUAAAGGAAGUUUGCCCUGGAGCAGGUACUAUUUUCUCCCGCUCUCCAUUGCCCUAUUCAAUGGAGUCCUCGGUGCAUGGUCAUUCUGGCACUAUGAGGCUGAAGCUGGAAUGUCUCUCCUCACUCCAUUGGAAAUCAUUGCGUCGCGGCGACAGGAAAUUGGAGGCCUUGCUCCAGCGCCAAAGGCUCAGAUCAAAGAGCAACUAGUCAAUAUGUUGCAAUCCUUCAAAUCCAAGACUGUCAUUCUUGGUGCACUGUUUAUCUUCGCCUAUCAAGGAGCAGAAGUAUCGAUCUCUGGCUGGGUUAUUUCUUUCCUGAUCACGGCUCGCCACGGGGAUCCUGCAUCAGUGGGAUAUGUUACGUCCGGUUUCUGGGCGGGUAUUACACUCGGACGGUUCUUCCUCUCCCACCCCGCCCACAAGAUCGGAGAAAAGCUCUUCGUUUACGGAAUGGUCGUUGGAGCGGUAAUUUUUGAGCUUCUGGUCUGGUUGGUCCCCAACGUCAUAGGCAAUGCCGUGGCAGUUUCUAUCGUCGGCUUGUUGCUGGGACCAGUAUAUCCUUGCGCAACAGUCAUCUUCUCGAGAGCCAUUGGUCGCAAGGAGCAGGUUAGCAGUUUGAGUGUUAUAAGUGCCUUUGGUUCUUCUGGCGGGGCUGUGGCUCCAUUCACAACAGGUAUCUUGGCCCAAGCUGCUGGAACGUUCGUCUUGCACCCAAUCGCUAUUGGUCUUUUCACUGUCAUGCUUGGGUGCUGGUUCGUUUUGCCUACACCUAAGAAGCGCAGUACCGAGUAA
This is a messenger RNA of Cadophora gregata, 1530 nucleotides long. RefSeq lists its product as uncharacterized. NCBI's taxonomy places the organism in Eukaryota, Fungi, Ascomycota, Leotiomycetes, Helotiales, Ploettnerulaceae. The transcript is spliced from 2 exons. Gene Ontology annotation, cellular component: membrane. The record is from RefSeq and is a predicted model, not a curated record. Gene Ontology annotation, molecular function: transmembrane transporter activity. Bases 1 to 1530 code for a protein of 509 amino acids. Gene Ontology annotation, biological process: transmembrane transport.